AUUUUCGUUUGGUCAUGGCUUCCAUCCCACGCGUCUCGUUUCAAUGGCGUCUCAAUUUGAAGACAAAACCUCGGGAGAAGCCGCGCCGCCGCCGCGAGGAAUGCUCCGCCGCUUCCGACGGCGGCGGAAUCACGGUGGUCUCUCUCGACCGCGGCCAGCUUCUGUGAUGGCUGUGUUGCUGUCAGUUGGAGUAGUUGUACAUGGGAAGUUAUCUAGUGUGCGUAAAGGCUCUCGGUGAAAGAACAAUGCAACGAGGAACCAGAACAGUUUUCCUUCGAAGUUGGUAUAAGUUUCUUUCACAGUAAUCUGUGGUUGAAUCUAAGAAAAGACCAGGAAUGGCUACUCUCAUUGCUCCCGAGCACCCUUCUCCUGUUGCAGAUGCUGAGGCUAUCAGAAAUGCUGUUCAAGGAUUGGGAACUAAUGAGAAGACUAUAAUUGCGGUUAUUGCCCAUAGAAAUGCAGUUCAAAGGAAGUUGAUCAGGUAUGCCUAUGAGGAGAUUUAUCAAGAAGAUCUAGUCAAGCGACUCGAAUCAGAGCUCACAGGGGAGUUUGAGAAAGCAGUGUGCCGAUGGAUGUUGGAACCAGCAGAUCGAGAUGCUGUCUUAGCUAAUGUAGCCAUUAAGCAGUCAACCAGUGUGCAUCGCGUGAUCACUGAACUUUCAUGCAUCUACUCUCCUGAAGAGCUUUUAGCUGUGAAGCGAGCCUACCAAGCUCGUUACAAGCAUUCCAUAGAAGAAGACGUGGCUGCCCAUACCUCUGGUGAUCUCCGCAAGCUUUUGGUUGCCUUAGUUGGCACAUAUAGGUAUGAUGGUGAUGAGGUAAAUGAAAAAUUAGCAAAUUCAGAGGCCAAGGCUCUUCAUCAUGCUAUCAAAGAAGAGGUAAUAGAUCAGGAUGAAAUCAUUAGAAUUUUAAGUCUUAGGAGCAAGGCGCAGCUCAUGGCAACUUUCAACCGCUACAAAUUUGACUAUGGCACUUCAAUCACUAAGCACUUGGUGGAUGAUCCUGCUAAUCAGUACCUAGCUGCAGUUCACACAGCCCUCCAGUGCAUCAAUAACCCAAAAAAAUACUAUGAAAAGGUAUUGCGUAGUGCACUUAACAAACCUUGGACAGAUGAAGAUGUACUCACUCGGGUGAUUGUUACGAGAGCUGAGAAGGACUUGAGGGAGAUCAAAGACCUGUAUUACAAGAGAACCAGAGAAUCCCUUGAUCAUGCAGUCGCAAAGGACACUUCAGGCGAUUACAAGGCAUUCCUUCUGACUUUGCUAGGAAACCAAGAUUAGUUAGAAUACUCGCUUUUUGCUAGCAUUCCAGGUUCUGAACUAUCAGGCUUGAUUUUUGGUUGGCUUUGAUGCUGGAAAACCAUAUUUGAAUUGCUGCAUUAACUAUCUCCGUGCUUUUGACGUCUCUGUUUGUUUUGUAUGUGGACACAUUGGUGUGCAUCAUUUUCAUACCAAGUACGGGGUUUAGAAUGUCACUCUUAGUGAGUUAUUUAAUUGACUUGGGCUUCUACCUGUACUAGAAGCAUUACAUUUCCAA
Rhododendron vialii is the source of this 1536-nucleotide messenger RNA. Its product is annotated as annexin-like protein RJ4. Gene Ontology annotation, molecular function: calcium ion binding; calcium-dependent phospholipid binding. Lineage: Eukaryota; Viridiplantae; Streptophyta; Magnoliopsida; Ericales; Ericaceae. The record is from RefSeq and is a predicted model, not a curated record. The transcript has 7 exons. Gene Ontology annotation, cellular component: cytoplasm. Bases 336 to 1280 code for a protein of 314 amino acids.